AGAGAACGGUAAUGUUCCCGUUCCGCACUAUAUAGCAAUCUCCAUUUACGGGUUUCGAGAUUCCAUAAUCUCGAGGUUGUUAUGACUGUUAAAAACGACCUUAACAUUCUGUACACAAAGAAAAAAAAAGUUAUAGUGUAGUGAGUAUAACACAACAGUCUCUGUGGCGUACAGUUAACACACUCAGAGAGCUUUUAUUAAACAGACAUUUGUAGAUAGCAGGACUAGGGCGCCACCUUCCAAGUCUUACCAGCUUGUAUUGCACUGAGCUUCGCGGGAAGAGCGGUAAGAAAUCCAACAAAAAAAACUGUAGCCUUCACAAACCAGAAGUAUAGGGCGGUGCUUGUAUAUCUUCGUGACGUGUGUCGUGUUUUGCUCCGCUAACCGGUUUUUGGAGUCAUAAGGCAGGAAAACGAUGAAGGGCCCGUUUGAAAGCGCAAGAGAGUAAAACACAAACAUGCGUUCUGUAUCAGAAACGGAAAGCGACUUUGAGGAGAAGGCUCAUUUAAUUCCAUUACGGGGCGCUAGCAGUAAAACAGCACCAGUAUGCUGUUCCUCGCGUUACAAUCUUGCCGUGUUGGCCUGCUUUGGAUUCUUCGUCCUUUAUGCUCUGCGUGUGAACCUCAGUGUUGCCUUAGUGGACAUGGUUGAAAUAAAUGUGACCAAGCCAGCAAACACAAGUGAUUUAGGAUGCCCUGAACAUUCCAAUACCAGCACUGUCCGAUAUAAUAAAACGGGAAAGGUGUAUAACUGGAAUGCUGACUCUCAAGGAUGGAUCCUCGGUGCUUUCUUCUACGGUUACAUCAUCACUCAGGUUCCUGGAGGAGUUGUGGCUCGCAAAGUGGGUGGAAAGUGGUUGCUUGGACUUGGAAUACUGGGUACUGCUGUGUUUACACUGCUUACUCCACUGGCAGCAGAUUUGGGAGUGGGCUAUGUUAUUGCAGUCCGUGCCCUAGAGGGUCUUGGAGAGGGUGUAACCUUCCCUGCAAUGCAUGCAAUGUGGUCUUCUUGGGCACCUCCAUUAGAACGAAGCAAGCUGCUUACCAUUUCAUAUGCGGGUGCACAGCUGGGGACAGUUAUUUCUCUUCCACUGUCUGGUAUAAUUUGUUUCUAUCUGGACUGGAGCUAUGUGUUUUAUAUCUUUGGUGCAGUUGGAGUGCUGUGGUUCAUUCUUUGGGCAUUUUUAGUAAGUGACACACCUGAAACUCACAAGGGAAUCUCUCCAGUGGAAAAAGAGUUUAUUAUUUCAUCACUACAACAUGAGCUUUCUUCUAAGACGUCUGUGCCUUGGCGUUCCAUAUUGACAUCAUUACCACUCUGGUCUAUUGUGGUAGCACAUUUUUCUUAUAAUUGGACUUACUAUACUUUGCUUUCAUUGUUGCCAACCUACAUGAAAGAUAUAUUAAAAUUUAAUAUUCAGGAGGAUGGAUUCUUAUCUGCUUUGCCAUACUUGGGUUGCUGGACAUGCAUGAUGAUUGCUGGUCAGCUUGCAGAUUACUUAAGGCAAAACCAAAUACUAACAACCAUUGUAGUACGCAAGAUCUGGACAGCAAUAGGAAUGGUGGGCCCUGCGGUCUUCUUGGUCGCAGCUGGGUUUACAGGCUGUAACUACAGAUUAGCAGUCGCUUUGCUGACAUUAUCAUCAGCACUUGGAGGCUUCAGCAUGUCAGGGUUUAACAUCAAUCACCUGGAUAUUGCACCAUCGUAUGCUGGCAUUCUCCUUGGAAUAACCAACACAUUUGCUACUAUUCCUGGCAUGGUGGGUCCCGUGAUUGCAAAGGGUCUGACACACUAUAAUACCAUUGGAGAAUGGCAAACUGUAUUCUACAUUGCUGCUGCAAUCGAUGUAUUUGGCGCUGUGUUUUUCUUACUAUUUGGUAAAGGUGAAGUCCAGAGCUGGGCAUUAGAUGGUUAUCAUUUGCACAGAAAAUGAAGAACUUUUCAUCCAAAGCUUUCAGUGGGGAAUGUUGUACUCUCAUCAUGUGACUUGAAAGUGCCUUCAGCCAAAUAAAUGCCUCACUACUUAGGCCUUUAAAA
This is a messenger RNA of Protopterus annectens (West African lungfish), 2037 nucleotides long. Its product is annotated as sialin-like. Gene Ontology annotation, molecular function: transmembrane transporter activity. The record is from RefSeq and is a predicted model, not a curated record. Gene Ontology annotation, biological process: monoatomic anion transport; transmembrane transport. The transcript has 11 exons. Bases 458 to 1933 code for a protein of 491 amino acids. Lineage: Eukaryota; Metazoa; Chordata; Ceratodontiformes; Protopteridae.